Messenger RNA from Trypanosoma theileri, 1644 nucleotides. RefSeq names its product Golgi reassembly stacking protein. Gene Ontology annotation, biological process: Golgi organization. Gene Ontology annotation, cellular component: Golgi apparatus. The coding region runs from base 1 to 1644 and encodes 547 amino acids. NCBI's taxonomy places the organism in Eukaryota, Euglenozoa, Kinetoplastea, Trypanosomatida, Trypanosomatidae. Gene Ontology annotation, molecular function: protein binding. The record is from RefSeq and is a predicted model, not a curated record. The transcript has a single exon.
AUGGGUCAAGACAAAAGUAAGGGUGAAAACCCAUUAAAUAACAUUCGGGGACUUCAGAUAGCGCGUGUUUUACCACGCAGCCCUGCCCAUGCUGCUGGUCUAGUACCCUUCUUUGACAUUAUAACGGCUGUUGAACAAGUGGAGAUUGUGGACCCUUUCACGGCGUCUGAGCAGUUCAAGCUGUACAUCUCGCAGCGGGAGAAUCAGCGGGUGUGUUUCCGCGUGUACAAUCUGCGGAUCCGUGCGUACCGCGAUGUGUGGUGUGUGCCGAGCCGGACGUGGGGCGGCGGCGGGAUGCUCGGCUGCAGCAUCGAGUGGGCGGAGGGCGCCGGCUGCGGGGAGCGGAGUUGGCACGUCGUGGAGGUCCUCGCGGGCGGGCCGGCGGCGCGGGGGGGUUUGGUGGCCGGGCGGGACUACGUGAUUGGGAUGCAGCGGGCCGAGGAGCCGCUCGUGACGCUCCUGCGGGAUGAGGAGGACCUCCACAACCGCCUCGGGCUCUGGCGGGGCCUCCAGCGGGCCGCCCUCCAGCGCCUCCACCGCCGCCGCGGCCUCUCGCCCCCCGCCGCCGCCGCCGCCGCGCCUCCCCAACCGCGCGACGAGGACGUGUGGGUCGGGCGGCUCGUGGUGCUGGUGUAUGAUGCGGCCGCGAAUGAGGUGCGGGAGGCGGUGCUCGAAUUCGGCGAGGAUGUCGACGCCCCGCUCGGGAUGAAUCUCGCCUCAGAACUGCUGCACUCCCUCCUCAUCACAGGCGAUACAAACAUCAUCGCAGAAACAGAGGAAAAUGGCACACAAGAGGAGAAGGAGGACAACUGUGGUGGGAAUAAUAGUAAUAAUAGUAUUAGUAGUAGUAGUAGUAGUAGUAGUAGUAGUAGUAGUAAAGUAAAGAACAGGAGCGGAGCUAGUAAGGGACUACCAGUGAUGACGACUUUCCUGACACCAUCAGGAACUAUAGAGAGACUAGAGAGAUACUCACAAGAUGCUCCCAUAGCGUUAGUAGAAGAAGAAGUGAUCCAUACGGAGCAAGAUAAUCUCACACAACCUGCAAUCCCUCAAUCGAUACCAACGACAUAUACAACACCAAUGCCUUCUGUACAAAACGCUUUUCCACAACAAUCGCUUUCGCAGUUGCAGGCGAGGGAAACACAACCACAGGAUUUCCCAAAGGUAGUAGUAGAAACAGAACCUACUGUUCAAACUAAAAUUUCAAAUGGAAUUCAAGGACUUCGUAUGCCCCCACCAAUUCCUUUUACGGAUCGAUCAACUAUACCAAUUAUUUCACGGAGUCGCCCUACCACUACGUCUGGUGUCGUUGACGUACAUCAACCACAUCUACAGCCACAAGAAGUACAUCAACAAUCUCCAACAUUGACACAACAACAACAACAUCUGAAUCCAUACACACAGUCAAACGUAGUGACAGCAAUGGGAUCACCACCGACUUCGUACCGACAGGAGCCACAACCACAACAGGUUGCUGCCAAGGCCAGUUUCAGUAACAAGGAAGAAAAUAGUUCUGUCGCCCAGAAUACAUCAGGAGGUAUACACUCUGCCUUUAACCCAACUGCCCAGUCUUCGCUGGGUCCCCCAAAGUUACCCCCACCGCUUCAUUUUCCGAUCAUACGUCCACAAUCACCAACGAAAUAA